AUGGCAAGAGUCUCUCCUAUUCCUAAAGUGGUCAACCCAACCUUGAUGAAUGAACUGCGGCCUAUCUUGAUACUUCUGGUUUUAUCCAAAGUAUUUGAGAAAGCUGUUGGAAUGCAAAUGAUGUCAUUUGCUGAGAGGGCCUCCCUUUUGCAUGAGGGUCUCUCAAGCUUCCGGAAGGGUUACUCAACAACAACAGCACUCCUGGGCGUGAGAGAUGAUAUCCAGAAAGCUAUGGAUAAAGGGGAAGUUACCCUUAUGGUUAUAGCAGAUUUUAGCAAGGCAUUUGACAUUAUUUGUUUCAGAACUACCUUACUAAAGCUCCACAAGUUAGGGUUUACCAAGCCCUCUCUGAAGUGGCUUCUAAGCUACUUAUGCGACCGCCGUCAAUUCAUACAGAUUGACGACAAAUCUUCGUCUUGCCAGACAAUCGCUUUUAGGAUUCCCCAAUCUAUACUGGGACCUAUGAUUUUUAAUCUGUACGUUUCUGACUUUAAAUACAUCAUUCUUGGAUCUACAAAAUGCUCACAGUACGCUGACAAUACGACCCUAUACCAUCAUACCCCAAUGCAAGACUUGGCUGGUGGUGUGUCUUUGAUGAAUAAUGCACUCUGCGAACCACAGCUGGUCUAA
Pocillopora verrucosa is the source of this 630-nucleotide messenger RNA. Lineage: Eukaryota; Metazoa; Cnidaria; Anthozoa; Scleractinia; Pocilloporidae. The record is from RefSeq and is a predicted model, not a curated record.